AUGGGAGAUGAGUUGUGUUGUUCCUUGUGUGUGGAUAUUUUCCGGGAACCAGUGUAUCUACCGUGCCACCAUAGUUUCUGUCGGAAAUGUCUGAGAUUUUUAGUUGAGAAGUCCAAGCCUAUCGAGGGUGAAGAUAAGCCCAACUCCCCUGGCAGUAAUUCCAUUCCCCAUCAUGUUACCUGUCCGUUGUGUCGCGCUCCCACCGUCUUAACGCAGGAGGAUAUUACCGCUCUACCUGUGAACAGGGAACUGGGCGAAAAAGUGGCGAAAAUACAACCAGAUGUCAAAGCCAAGGAGGACACGCCUUUGUGCUCAAUGUGCAAAGACGCAACCAUCUCUGUCGCCACCAUAUUUUGUUCCAACUGUGACGGCUUUUUCUGCCAUGACUGCCUAACAUUACUACAUCCAAUGAGAGGGCCGUUCAAGCGCCACACAAUUGUACCUGUAAAUGAGCUCUGGGCCCAGAAGGUGACAGAUGGGCACGGGAUAACCGACAAAACAGUUGGAUCAAACCCAAGCCAGCAUGUGACAAGCACAGUCAGCCACUCUCUAUUUACUGUGUAA
This is a messenger RNA of Liolophura sinensis, 564 nucleotides long. RefSeq names its product E3 ubiquitin-protein ligase TRIM9-like. Gene Ontology annotation, molecular function: zinc ion binding; ubiquitin protein ligase activity. The record is from RefSeq and is a predicted model, not a curated record. The transcript has a single exon. Lineage: Eukaryota; Metazoa; Mollusca; Polyplacophora; Chitonida; Chitonidae. The coding region runs from base 1 to 564 and encodes 187 amino acids.